GAGGAGGUGCGGGUUUGCCACGUCGGUCUCUGUGCAACGCACUUACACUGUUGCUCCCAAAGCCCAGUGCUAACUUUUAAAGCCGUUUUAUGUUUACAGCCGGAGAGAAAGCGACCCUCCAGCUUCGCCGGUGCCGCCGUAGCUCGUCGUCACACCAGUGCAGUCGGGCAUAUUGAAGCUGGAAGGCGGAGAAAUGCUCGGUUCUGUCUGGACGCCACACAACUGACUGAUGCAUCCUCGUUCACUUCACCCCCGCGUAUGUUGUCGAUGUUGUUGGCCUGGCUAUACAUGGUGGCUUAUUGAGGAAAAGGAGAGGAGUUGCAGCACCUGUUGGUUGGUGGGCGGCGUCACUGGUUGCCACGGUAACUGGCGACCAUGCCAGGAGGUCGCAGGGGUCCCAGCAGACAGCAACUAAGUCGCUCUGCUCUGCCAUCCCUGCAGACUCUCGUUGGAGGCAACCUUGGCAAUGGUACAGGCCUCAGGAACAGGAGCAGUAACUCGGUGGGUCUGUCUGCUCCCCCGCUCUCAGCCCUCAUUACUCCAGAGCCAGUCCGUCACUCGAAGAUCCCCGAGCUGCCGUUGGACAGCAGCCUGCUGUUUGAGUUCCUGCUCUUUCUUUAUUUGCUGGUGGCCUUGUUUGUCCAGUACAUAAACAUCUACAGGACAGUGUGGUGGUACCCAUACAGCCACCCUGCUGCCUCUACCUCGCUUAACUUUCAUCUAAUGGACUACCACCUGGCUAUCUUCAUCACAGUCAUGUUGGCCAGGAGGCUUGUUUGGACUAUAGUGUCAGAGGUGUCUCAGAGCAGCAGCGGUUCACUGCUCCGCUAUGUGGUUCUGAUCGCUGCUCGCCUCAGCCUGCUGACCAUGUGUGGCUGGGUGCUGUGCUGGACACUGGUCAACCUCUACAAGACCAACUCUGUGCUCAACCUGCUCUUUCUGGGAUACCCAUUUGGUGUGUACGUCCCGCUUUGCUGUUUCCAUCAGGAGGGAGGGAAAAGUCAAACGGCACCAGCGGACUGUGAUUACCCAGCCGACCACUCGCAGACUGAACUAACAGAGACCCCAUUCUUUCGACCACGUGACUUCCUCUUCCUGUUACGAGAGAACCUCAGAGAGCAGUUUUCCAGCACCACGCACAUGCCUAUUCACACCUGCCCACCACACACACAAUCGCACACACCGGAGUUAAUUCGAGCAGAGGUGGAGGAGCUGAAGAGCGACUUCAACCGGCGAAUCAAGGAAGUGCUAUUCAACUCGCUGUUCAGUGCUUACUACGUAGCCUUCCUGCCUCUCUGCUUUGUCAAGAGCACCCAGUACUAUGACAUGCGCUGGUCAUGUGAGCAUCUGAUCAUGGUGUGGAUCAAUGCGUUUGUGAUGCUGAUGAGUCAGCUGCUGCCCCCCAGCUACUGCGACCUGCUUCACCGCUCGGCGGCUCACCUGGGCCGCUGGCAGAAACUGGAGCAUGGCUCGUACAGCAAUGCGCCUCAGCAUGUGUGGUCAGAAAGUACCACUUGGCCUCAGGGGGUGUUGGUACGACACAGUCGAUGUCUGUAUAAGGCAGUCGGACCCUAUAAUACUGCUCUGCCCUCUGAUGUUUCCCAUGCAAGGUUUUAUUUCCUGUUCCACAAGCCAUUGCGGAUUCUGAACCUGCUGAUCUGGAUCGAGUCCAGUGUGGUUUUGUACCAGUUAUACUCUCUGCUGCGCUCUGAGCGCUGGAACCACACUUUGUCUCUGGGCCUUAUCCUCUGCUGCAACUACUAUGUCCUUUUUAAACUGCUCCGAGACCGCAUUGUGCUGGGCAAAGCCUACUCCUACCCUCUGUCCUCCAACAGUUUGGGGCUCAAGUCGCAGUAAAGGCUCUUCACAGUAAGACCUCACCUACGAACUUUGGACGUGGAGGGGAGAUGAUGGGUGGAGGUCUGGCAAAGUGGAAGACCGGAGGGUUGCUGAACUCUCAUGCUGUGAGGUUAAGGGACAGACUGUGAACUCAUAAUUGUGUUUUGAUACGGUUCUAUUUUUAAUGCAAUGUUUAUAUAUACCUAUUUAAAAAAAAAAAAAUUUAUUUUGUAUACUAUUUCGAGUUACGCCGGGCAUUACCACACUGACGACAUUAGCAUGUUGUGUUAUGUUGUUGCUAGGCGACAGGGAAGUCAGGGAAUGCCAGGAGGUGACUUUCACCAAAGAUAUUUUAAGUGUAGGUGGUCAAUCACAGUACGGACUUGUCUUCUUACAGUCAGUUCAACCACAUGAGCGAGUCAGAGCAGUGGAAAGAGAUGUACUUGAGAUCCUGAAUCCUGAUUGGGCUGCUUCAACUUUGAGGGCUUCUAAAGCUUAAAUCUAGGACCAGUGGAACUGAUGCAGCAGGACACAAACACUGUCACAACAUCUUCAGCAUGUUUUCCCUGGUGAUUUUAAAGCAAAGUUGACAUUUUGGGACAUACACUGCUUUGUUUUCUGGUGGAGAGUUAAAUGAGAAGACAACAGAUAGCUAGCUUACAGUUGGCACAGAGACUGGAAACGUGGAAGGAGCUAGCCUGGCUCUGCCCAAAAGAAAAAAUCUGCCUACCACCACCUCAAAAUAAUUAAAUAAUUAUAUCUGUUCAAAUUAAACAAAGGAGAAAUAACAUGUUAAUUAGUGAACUUUUGAGUUACUGAUAAGUAGGUUUUUGUAACCUUUCAACAGAGCUAACCUUGCUCUUUCCUCUUGCUUCCAGAUAGGCUAACCAGCUACCUGUGGUAGCUUUAUAUUUAAAAGGCAGAUAUGUGAGUGGUAUACAUUUUCCCUUUCUGACUUGCCGUCAGAAAACAAGUAAGUGUAUUUCCAAAAAUGUCAAACUUACUUUAAACUGAGCCUUAUCGUGGAUUAUUACCACAAAGUGGAAUAAAUCUUUCCUACAAACUGGGAAAAACACCUUAGGUACACUUAUCCACUGCCCCUGCAGAGAAUGCUGUAUUUGUCCUCAUUCACUUUGCUACUGUGUUUUACUAUCAGUGUCUGCUUGUUUGUCAUCAUUGACUAUCUGGAGGGCAGUUACAGAACCAGUCUUUACAAACUUAGAGAGCAGGGUGUCAAUAAGUGAGAAGGGAUUGAGGUACUGUAUGCAUCCUUAAACUCCAAGCACACUCAAAAAUGUGAAAAAACAAAACAGUUUGACCCUGUGUAUUUUUAGCUUGUUAUACAACCCUGCCGGGCCUGGCUAUGAUAUAGAGUAUGACACAUUUGUGCUCUUAAAGGUCACCCAGUCCCUGUUAAUUUUAUUAUUCAAUUAUGGAGCUUGACUGCUUAAACCAUAAUGGUAUUGAUGACACUUGUCCUUGUCUUUAUGGACUGGAUGUAGAUAACAGAACAAAUGUGGGUAAUAAUAGUUUUCUGUUGGUACCUCCAAGGACCUAAUCUCUUCUCCACUGCAAAUAUUUGUCAUUGUCAUCACGCUCUCAUAUGGAUUUGAUAACGGGAUGUUUAAUAGUGACAUUUCCAUGGGAAAAUCAAAGGGUGAAGACAGCUCAUUACCAGUUCGUGUAUUCUCAGUUACCAGAAUGGUGUUACAAACAGGUUGCUUCACAUGUUGUUGCCUUUCUGUUUAGUCUCACUUGUCAAACAUCAUCUUUCUCUCAAGUAGGUUUCUCUUAAUGGGCCUUCUCUCGUUCACCAGCUCUAAUCUGCUGUUUGUGCAUAACUUCGGGCAGUAUUAAGCAUUAGUGUCACCCUGAUAAACUGUCCAGUAUUCAGAUAGAAAUCAGUACAACUUGAAAAGCCUUUUUGUUGGGUUAAAAUCUGACAGCUUCAGUCAAGUUUCAGGUUGAGUGUAAAGUUUGAGGAGUUUUUUAUUAUAAACAAAAGCCGUACAUGUGCAUUAUUUUGCUUUGUCUGCAAAUUCGGCCCUGAAAUCAGCUCCUUGCCACUUAUGUUUUAUUUGCGGCCAUUUUCCACUUUUAACUAAAUGUUGCUGUCGAUUUGAAUUGACUUGAAUGUUUUUUUUAGUUGGUAGCACUAGCCUUCAAUGGAGCACCAUUAAAGAAAUGUCAGUUUUAUUAGGUGUUCUGCUAUGUCACCUUAACUUGCCCAUAUCUCAAUAACACAAAAAGAGGAAAUUUUAAGGUUUGCUUUAAAUCCUGUGUCCAUGUCAAUUCAUACUUGAAUGUUAAGUUUUUCCUCAAGUAACACACAUUCUGUCUGCUUUCUUUGGUUUGGUGAAACCCAUAAGAUCACAGCUGAAGAAGAGAUGAAUAAAUAAUAUUUAGAAAAUAUUUUGGGUUCUAAUCACUUCUUGAUCACAUUGCCCUGAAGUGCACUUGAUCUUCGUUUAGCCUACAUUAAAUUUAAGGGACAUGUUUUAAUUAAAAUUGAAGCUUACUUGUGUUUCCUUAAUUAUAAAAGUUGGCAAAUUAAGUUGCAAAUUUUGUUUUCUAUGUGCCAUAUCCCAGGAUGCAGUUUCAGGGUCAUGGUUGAACCUGUUAUUCAGUGUGUCGGUGCUGGAGAAGUCUUAGGAGCUGGUCCUCAUAUA
Messenger RNA from Micropterus salmoides (largemouth bass), 4508 nucleotides. It is a transcript of the gene tmem39a, whose product is annotated as transmembrane protein 39A. Gene Ontology annotation, biological process: negative regulation of autophagosome assembly; negative regulation of autophagosome maturation. The coding region runs from base 376 to 1857 and encodes 493 amino acids. The record is from RefSeq and is a predicted model, not a curated record. Gene Ontology annotation, cellular component: endoplasmic reticulum membrane. The transcript has 9 exons. NCBI's taxonomy places the organism in Eukaryota, Metazoa, Chordata, Actinopteri, Centrarchiformes, Centrarchidae.